Molecule: messenger RNA, 3275 nt
Organism: Pectinophora gossypiella (pink bollworm)
Lineage: Eukaryota; Metazoa; Arthropoda; Insecta; Lepidoptera; Gelechiidae
Gene: Apn2
Product: aminopeptidase N-like
Exons: 16
Coding region: 131-2944 (937 amino acids)
Biological process (GO): peptide catabolic process; proteolysis
Cellular component (GO): cytoplasm
Molecular function (GO): zinc ion binding; peptide binding; metalloaminopeptidase activity
Source: RefSeq, a predicted model, not a curated record
AGUUCCGAAUAAGUCAUUUAUGAUAUAGGUAUUAUAAUAAUGAUAAAGUAGAUAAUUAUCUGAGUAAUCUGCAAUAAAUUUGUAUUAGAUCAGUGGGAGUUUGUGUGUUGUCUAGUAAAUACGUAAAGAUAUGUAUUUACUUCUAUGUUUGGCCCUGCUGGGGCCCGCAAUGGGCAUCCCUUUGUCUGAAGUGGCUACCAGAAAUGAAGACCUAAGCGCAGAGUACGUCCUACCAGGAGAGUCCUUUCCGACUUUCUAUGACGUCCAAUUGUUCCUAGAUCCAGGCCAUGUUGAAUCCUUUACUGGAAGUGUCUCUAUAAGAGUACUGCCAGUCAUAUCAACAAGUCAGAUCGUUCUCCAUGCUAUGGCUAUGGAGAUCAACAAUAUCGCCGUCUACGCUGAGGGUAGCACUACGGAUAUCCUCAAUAACUAUACUCUAGCCAACAACGAUACUCACCUGCUCAGAAUCAACUUGAAUACUGCGAUACAGCCUAUGGUGCCUCAUAUAGUAAAUAUAAACUAUACUGGCCAAUUCGCUGAGAACAUGUUUGGGGUUUAUGUGUCAACUUAUCAGGAUGAUGAUGGUAACACGGUGAAUCUGAUCACAUCCCAACUGCAGCCAACGUUUGCCCGUCGUGCUUUCCCUUGCUAUGACGAACCAGCACGCAAAGCUAUCUUUAGAACUACAAUAUAUGCCCCGCCUGCAUUUUCCGUUGUGAGAAGCAACAUGCCUAUCAGAACUGAUGAACUGAAAACCAAUGUAACGGGAUAUGUAAAAUACGAAUUCCAAGAUACACUAGAGAUGUCCACGUACCUUCUCGCUUAUUUAGUAUCGAACUUCGAAGAUAUCGAUAAUUCGGAUGAUCCUAUCUACAACAUUCCGUUCAAAGUAUUCUCAAGACCAGGAACUAAAGACUUCGCUGCAUUUGCAUUGGAUUACGGACAGAGGAAUAUGCUUGCACUGGAAGAAUACACAGAGCUGCCUUACGCUUUCCCCAAGAUCGACAAGGUUGCGGUUCCUGAUUUUGCAGCUGGUGCUAUGGAAAACUGGGGAUUGGUUAUUUAUCGAGAAGUAGCCCUAUUGAUUCAAGAAGGUGUUACGACUACCGCUAUUCGUCAAAAUAUCGCCCGUAUUAUCUGUCACGAAAACACGCACAUGUGGUUUGGAAAUGAAGUCACUCCACAGUCUUGGACCUACACUUGGCUUAAUGAGGGCUUUGCCAACUUCUUCGAAAAUUAUGGAACUGAUCUGGUCCUGCCGAACUUCCGUAUGAUGGAUCAGUACGUGCUGCUUCUUCAAAACGUUAUGCAGAACGACGCUGUUCUUACUGUGAACCCAAUGACACAUCCAGUGUACACACCUUCGGAGAUCCUUGGCACAUUCAACGCGGUUGCUUAUCAGAAAUCUGGAUCCGUGAUUCGUAUGACGCAACACUUCCUCACACCCGAAGUGUUCCGCAGAGGACUCGUUAUCUACUUGCGAGACAACUCUCGCCAAGCGGCCGCCCCUGCUAAUCUAUACGCUGGUCUACAACAAGCUCUUGAUGAAUCUAACCACACCAUUCCCUGGACCUUGGACACCAUUCUAACCCGCUGGACUACCCAAGGUGGAUUUCCAGUCCUGAACGUCAGGCGAACAUCACCAACUGCCGAGUCUAUCUUCGUUUCUCAGGAACGAUACUUCACUGACUCCUCAAUAUCGUCAACUGAUCGCUGGCACGUUCCCAUCAACUGGGUUUUGUCCACCAAUGUGACAUUCAACGACACGAGCCCCCAAGCCUGGAUUCCACCAUCGUUCCCUGCAGUAGCCAUCGACAUCCCUGGACUUUCAGAGGCUGAAUGGAUCAUUGUGAACAAACAGCAAACUGGUUACUACAGAGUGAAUUACGAUACUGAUAACUGGCAAGCUCUAGCUAACGUGUUGAACAGCUCUCACUUGUCGAUCCAUGUACUCAACCGGGCGCAGAUCGUCGACGAUUCCUUCAACUUGGCCAGAAAUGGGCGACUUAGCUACAUCUACCCGUUCGAGAUUUCUCGCUACCUGGUGAAAGAAAAGGACUACGUACCGUGGGCAUCUGCUAACAAUGCUUUGAAUUAUCUAUCCCUAGUUCUGAGUGCAUCUCCUAUCUACGAUCUAUUCCAGUACUACAUGCUUAAUAUAACUGCACCAUUGUUUGAAGAAUUAGGUUUUGAGGGGACUAAUGAGGAGCAUGUUACCGCUUACCACAGGAACAUCAUACUUAACAUUAACUGCCAGAACGGUAACCAAAAAUGCUUAGAGGAAGCCGAAAGUAAGCUUGAGAGCUUCAGACAGGAUCCCUCUCAAACACUCAACCCAGACAUCCAGACUACUGUUUUCUGCUCGGGUCUCCGUGGCGGAAGCGUUGAAAAUUUCAACUUCCUCUGGCAACGAUACCUAAAUAGUACAGAUUCUAGUGAGCAAAGUAUCCUGCUGAAUGCCCUAGGUUGCACUCCAAACGAAGAUCUUCUUGAGUUUUACCUGAACCAAGUGAUUUCCAACGAUUCAGACGUUAGGGAUCAAGACCUACACACUAUUGUGGUGUCUGUUAUUAACGCGAGCCCUCAAAAUAUGGACAUUGCUCUUGACUUCGUUAUUGAACAUUUCGAUAUAAUCCAAUCAAGGGUUCAAGGGAUUUCUGGAACUGCCAAUAUCCUGAAUGCAUUUGCAAGAAGACUGACCUCUGAAGAACAUGACGAAAAGAUCGACACCUUUGUUGAGCGACAUGGAGCAAUUUUCACUGCUGCUGAGACUGCGGUAGUGGGUGCGAUCAAAGAGAACAUCGCUUCCUCCAUCACCUGGAGUCGUGAGCACUUGGCUAUCGUUGAUUCCUGGCUACGUCUGAACUAUGGAAACGGUGCCAAUGCUGUGACAGCUAGCAUACUUCUUAUUUUAUCCAUCUUCAUCACUUUCUUUAACCGAUAAAGUGAUUAUUCUAGUGAUAGUUAUUUGUUUACUUUAACCCAAUUAUAAUUUAAUUUAUUUCUUUAUUUUGUCCACGUCUACGAAAUCAAUGGAUGCUGAGUCCUGUUUAAAAAAUCUAUGUUUGGAAAUUGUUAUACUAAUUUCAAUAAGUUUUUUUUUACACGAAAAGAAACCUGUAACUAUAAGUACCUACGUUUACUCUGGUAAAGUAAUAAUGUAUUAAUAUAUUUUAAGAACUUAUUGCUAUCUUUAAAUUAGUAUAAUGUUUUAUAUGACUUAAAUAAAAAUUGUAUUACUAAAGGCAAAUAUAUUUUUGUAAAAACGUUUUUAU